Messenger RNA from Habropoda laboriosa, 5958 nucleotides. RefSeq names its product midasin-like. Gene Ontology annotation, biological process: rRNA processing; ribosomal large subunit assembly. Lineage: Eukaryota; Metazoa; Arthropoda; Insecta; Hymenoptera; Apidae. Gene Ontology annotation, cellular component: preribosome, large subunit precursor. Gene Ontology annotation, molecular function: ATP binding; ATP hydrolysis activity. The record is from RefSeq and is a predicted model, not a curated record.
AUGAAUCCAAAAUCUACAGAAGAUGUGGCUGAAUGUUUUCCACAGCUAUUACCAGCAUUAAUUUCUACAAGCAUUUCCACUGAUAAAAUUUCUUUCAAUGAUGGAGAUGCACUUCAUAAAUUGAAUUCUGUUAUUUUGGGGAAACUACUUUGUAAGAAUAAAGACUUCUUAGUAUUCGUCCUAUAUUAUUUUGAUGUAAAUCCAGCUCCAUUUGAAUCUAUAGAAGUUGAUUAUAGUCCUUCUUCAAAAAGGCAUAACAAACGGAAAGUAGCAUCUUUAAUGGAAGUAUCUGAUUAUGAUUUAGUAUCUGCUUCUUAUGACAUUCUAUGUAGUGCACCAAUGCACUUUAAGUACACAUGGAAUUGGUCUAAAUUUUACAAAUAUUUAACUCAUAAAGAUGAAGGUGUUAGAUGGUAAGAUAUACAAAAUUAAAUUAUAUUCUUUCUUGUUUUGUUUUUAAUUAUAUCCAAUGCAGGUGAUUUUCUUUCAAAUAUUCAACAAUUUUCUAUUGAAUACAAGGAAGUUAUUCAAAGCAGUAUAACAUCUGAAGAUACCAAAGGAAUAGAUCAUAUACUUGAUGUACCUUCAGUAGUAUCUAUUGGAGAUAUUUUACUUCCAAUUUUUACAAAAUCAAAAGUGAAAAGUACACUAAAUUUGGUUCCAGUACCAUCUACACGGAGAAAUUUGCAAAAUUUAGCUUUUGCAGUAUCUUCUAAUAAAUGUGUGUAUUUACAAGGUGCAGUUGGUUCAGGAAAAACUGCACUAGUAGAAUAUUUAGCACAAGCUACAGGCCAUGACGUUGUAAACUUUGUGAAAGUACAAUUAGGUGAUCAAACAGAUUCUAAGAUGUUAUUAGGGAUGUACAGAUGUACUGAUAUUCCUGGAGAAUUUUUGUGGCAACCGGGAAUAUUGACAGAAGCUGUAUUGUCUGGUAAAUGGUUGCUGUUGGAAGACAUUGAUUGUGCCGCAACCGAUGUUAUCAGUGUUAUAGGACAACUUGUGGAAACAAAAACAUUGUCAGUUCCAGGAUAUAGGGAUUCAAUACAUGUAAAAAGUGGAUUUCAGUUGUUUGUUACCAGAAGAUUAACUUCUGGAGGAGCACAGAAACCACUCCAAAUGCCAUUACAGAAACAUUGGGCUUGUGUUAAUGUAGAAUCCUUAUCAAGAGAAGAACUUGCAACAAUUGUUCAGACUUUAUUUCCAAUAUUACAUACAAUAGCUACAAGAAUGGUUGAUGUAUUUUUGUUAUUCUCUGCUGGAAAUCAUGAAGAUGAUGUUGUGAAUCAUAUAAAAAAUGCUAGACAAAUUUCUACAAGGGAUUUAGUUAAGUGGUGUUCUAGAGCUAUAGUUGAUUUUGAUGUAUCAUCACCGACAUCAGCAUUGAAAAUCUUUCAAGAUGCUUUGGAUGUCUUCUGCUGCUCUGUGCCUAAUUCUGUGCAACAAUUAAAUUUGGCAAUAGCAGUAGCACUUAAAUUGGGUAUUAUAAAAACGAAAGCAGAAUUUUUUUGUGCAGUACAUAAACCAUCAGUGGAUUUUCACAAACAAUGUCUUACUGUCGGCAGAGCGACAUUACAAAUAAAAAAGUCUGACAGAGUUAAAUUAGAAUCAAAAAAUUCAAAUUUUUCUUACACAAGGCCAUCUGUAUGUCUGCUGGAACGGAUAGCUACUUGUGUUAUUCAAAAGGAGCCUGUUCUUCUAGUUGGAGAGACUGGAACAGGAAAAACAAGUUGUGUUCAAUACCUUGCACAGAUAACAGGUCAUAAGUUGAUAGUAAUAAAUAUGAACCAACAGAGUGAAAGCACAGAUUUGCUUGGUGGAUAUAAACCAGUAGACCUUAAACUUCUAAUUCUUCCAAUUCGUGAAGAAUUUGAAAUACUGUUUCGAUCUUAUUUUGCAAUUGAACCUAAUCAAAAAUUUUUGAACCAUAUCGGACGGUGUUUUGAAGAAAGAAAGUGGAAAACACUGACUACUUUAAUGAUUCAUAGUACUAGUGCUGCCUUGAAAAGAUUAAAGUCAUCUACAAACAGGCAAACUGAAGUAGAACUUUUAAAAAAAUGGGAAAAAAUGGCACAGAAGUUGGAGAAACUUCAGUCCCAAGUACAAAGUCAAUAUUCAUUAGCAUUUUCUUUUGUUGAGGGUAGUCUAGUGAAAGCACUGAAGAAUGGAGAUUGGGUCUUAUUAGAUGAGAUUAAUUUGGCUACUGCAGAGACUUUAGAAUGCCUUUCUGGUUUAUUGGAAGGAUCCCGUGGAUCUUUAUCUUUGUUAGAGCGUGGAGACAAAGAACCAAUCAAAAGACACGAAGAUUUUGCAAUUUUUGCUUGUAUGAACCCUGCAACAGAUAUUGGAAAAAAGGAUCUUCCCAUAGGACUAAGAAAUAGAUUUACAGAAUUCUUUGUUGAUGAACUUACAGAGAAAUCAGAUUUAGAACUUCUAGUCAACUCAUACUUGAAGGAUUUAAACCUUUCUCCAGAGAAAAUCCGAAACAUAGUUAAAUUUUACUUGAAUGUAAGGAAUGAGGCAGAAACUAGUCUUCUUGAUGGAACUGGACAUAAACCACAUUAUAGUUUAAGGACAUUAUGUCGUGCUCUAAGUGUGUCUGCACAAAAUCCUUGUGGAAGUGCAUUAAGAUCAUUAUAUGAAGCAUUUUGUUUAAGUUUUUUGACACAGUUAGAUAGUAACUCCUAUCCAUUGGUGCAAAGAAUGAUUGUAAAAGCUAUGAUAGGAGAAAAAAAUGCAAGUGCUGUUAUUGGAACCGCGAUUCCAAGGCCGCGUGGUGGUCCUGUAGAAAGUUUUAUGUGCUUUGAGGGAUAUUGGAUACCUAAAGGUGAUCUUGAGCCACAAGUACCAGACAAUUAUGUUCUCACAGAAACAGUGAAACAAAAUUUGAAAGACUUAGUACGAGUAGUAUCCAUAGGAAAGAUGCCUGUAUUACUACAAGGUGAUACUUCUGUUGGAAAAACCAGUUUAAUUACAUACCUGGCAAAGGCCUCGGGACAUAUCUGUGUCAGAAUUAAUAAUCAUGAACAUACAGACCUGCAGGAAUACGUCGGUACUUACGUAGCUGAUUCUUCAGGAAAGUUAGUUUUUAAAGAGGGUAUUUUAGUGGAUGCUAUGAGGAAAGGAUACUGGAUAAUUUUGGACGAGUUGAAUUUGGCACCUAGCGAUGUUUUAGAAGCUUUAAACAGAGUCCUUGAUGACAAUAGAGAGUUGUUCAUUCCAGAAACACAACAAGUUGUUAAAGCACAUGAUAAUUUCAUGCUCUUUGCUACUCAGAAUCCUCCUGGUUUAUAUGGAGGAAGAAAGGUACUAUCACGUGCAUUUAGAAACAGAUUUGUUGAGCUACAUUUUGAUGAAAUUCCACCGAAGGAACUUCAAGUAAUAUUGCAGAAAAGAUGUAAAAUGCCAGAGUCAUAUUGUAAACAGGUAAUUAACGUGAUGACAGAACUUCAAAUAAGAAGAAAGAGUACUGCAACUUUUGCUGGAAAGAAAGGAUUUAUAACUCUUAGAGAUCUAUUUCGUUGGGCUGAAAGAUAUCACCUUGCACCUGAAAUUAAAGGCACUUUGUAUGAUUGGAGUCAACAUCUAGCUGAUGAGGGUUACUUGGUUUUGUCUUCAAAAGUUCGUCAUCCAGAAGAAUGCUUGGAAAUCAUACAGGUCUUGAAAAAACAUCUGAAGAGAGAUAUUCUUCCAGAUGCUCUAUUUUCACUUUCUGAGAAGACUUCUACUGUAACUAGGCCGAUUUUGGAAGCUCUUCUGUCGAAGAAGAUUCCAGGAUUUGAACAUGUAGUCUGGACGUUUCAAAUGCGUAAAAUGGCAGUACUUCUUUCAAAGGCCUGUGACUUCAAAGAACCAGUCCUCUUGAUUGGUGAAACAGGAGGUGGCAAAACUACAGUCUGUCAACUUUUGUCUGUGAUUAGACAACAAGAACUGAGUAUUGUUAACUGCCACAUGCAUACAGAGGCAUCAGAUUUCCUUGGAAGUCUUCGUCCAGUUAGACAGCGUAAAGAAAAUCAAAAAUUGUUUGAGUGGGUUGAUGGUCCUCUAGUGACAUCCAUGAAAAAUGGAGGCUUCUUUUUAGUAGACGAAAUCUCUUUAGCAGACGAUAGUGUGCUUGAACGUCUGAACUCUCUUUUAGAACCUGAGCGUAAGCUUUUAAUUGCUGAAAAAACAUCGACCGAGGAAAAUGAAACUGUCACUGCUUCCGAAGAUUUUAUCUUUGUUGGCACAAUGAAUCCUGGUGGUGAUUAUGGCAAAAAAGAACUUUCACCAGCCCUUAGAAAUAGAUUUACUGAAAUUUGGUGCGAAGGUUGCGUUUCAUUAGACGAUCUCAAGUGUAUUAUGGUGCAUAACUUACAUCAAGAAUAUAAGGAAAGUGUGUCUACGGCGGUAAUAGAGUUCCUUAAAUGGCUACAAACAACAGAAAUAGGAAAAAAACUGGUUGUUAGUGUCAGAGAUAUACUUACAUGGGUGAAUUUUGUUAACUGUUGCAAAGAUUUAGAAAUAGGGGAUGCUUUCUUUCAUGGUGCAGCUUUAAGCUAUAUUGAUGGACUUGGAUCUGGUUUAACUGCUGCAGAAAAUUCAAAGAAAUUAAAGAGUUUUAAGGAUUCAGCAUUGAAGUUCAUCAAACAGCAAGUACAGACUACACUGAAAUCUGAGCUAAUAUUGAAUUGCGAAGAAUUUGAUAUUGAAAAUCUAGAAGAUAAAUUUGGGAUACGUCCAUUUUACGUGAAGAAAGGAGAUGAACAAAUUCCAAGUAACGUGGGAUUUGCUUUCGCAAGUCCAACAACUAGGAUGAAUACUCUGAAAGUCUUACGAGCUUUGCAGUUAAACAAACCGAUUUUAUUGGAAGGUAGUCCAGGAGUUGGAAAAACUAGUUUAGUUGCCGCGCUUGCAAAAUCAUCAGGUCAUCGUCUUCUUAGAUUAAAUCUAAGCGAUCAAACAAAAGAAGCAAGUUGUAAUUUUGUGUUUAUUGCUUUGGAAGGAGGGAAACCAGGAGAAUUUUCAUGGAGGGAUGGUCCUUUCUUAAGAGCACUAAAAAAUGGAGAUUGGAUUCUUCUUGACGAAUUAAAUCUUGCGUCGCAAUCAGUUCUCGAAGGAUUAAACGCCUGUCUUGAUCAUCGUGGAGAAAUCUACAUUCCCGAGUUAGCAAUGACAUUUAGCGUGAAACCGGGAACUCGAUUAUUUGCUUGUCAAAAUCCUCUUCGUCAAGGUGGAGCUAGAAGAGGUCUUCCAAAGUCAUUUCUGAACCGUUUUACGCAGGUUUUCGUGGAUGCUCUUGAGCAGAGAGAUUUAAAAUUCAUUUUAAAUGUUCAAUUUCCGGAAUUACCGGAGGAUUUACUGGAUAAAAUGAUUGAGUUUAAUGAAGAACUAAGCUUUCAAGUUGGGACUACAUGGGGCCAUUCAGGAUCACCAUGGGAGAUGAACCUUAGAGAUGUUACCAGGUGGUGCGAAAUAACUAUGGCGGCUUUUAGACAGAGUUCAAAGAAGGUUUUUAAUUCUGGAAAUGGUGCUCAACUUAUUUAUGUCGACAGAAUGAGGACAAAUGAAGAUAAAAAGAAUGUAAUUGAGAUAUAUAACAGGAUAUUCUCUCAGAACGAUUGCCCUUUGCCCGAUCCAGAGUAUCCAUUUCACCUGAUAAAAGACAAGCUCUUCUUGGGGGACGAAAUAUUGGAUCGUAGUAAUUCUGCUGUCUACGAGGACGAUGAUUUGUUGCUCCUGAGGGAGCAGAAAACUGUCCUCAGGGGACUUGCGCAGUGUGUUAACAUGAAUUGGAUGGCCAUUCUCAUUGGAGGAUCUGGAAGCGGAAAGAGCAGCCUCGUUCAUCUUCUCGCAAAUUUGUCUGGGCAGAAGCUGAAAUCGAUCGUCGUAAAUUCUGCGAUGGACACCACAGAAAUUUUGGGAGGCUUCGAACAGGUAAGUCAUUUUAUAAGAAUGUUAUUAUUUCAAUUGUAUUGUUAA